Pochonia chlamydosporia 170 is the source of this 2562-nucleotide messenger RNA. RefSeq names its product BRCT domain-containing protein. Lineage: Eukaryota; Fungi; Ascomycota; Sordariomycetes; Hypocreales; Clavicipitaceae. The coding region runs from base 1 to 2562 and encodes 853 amino acids. The record is from RefSeq and is a predicted model, not a curated record. Gene Ontology annotation, biological process: DNA double-strand break attachment to nuclear envelope; double-strand break repair. The transcript is spliced from 4 exons. Gene Ontology annotation, cellular component: nucleus; Cul8-RING ubiquitin ligase complex.
AUGUCUUCGAGACCUGGUGUCUUUCAAGAGUGCGCUGUCGCGUUCGUUCCCAGCAAUGAGCUGACACCCAAAUUAAUUGGCGAGUUGUCUCGCGUUGUUGAAGACAAUGGCGGCACCGUCUGUGAUCCCCGGCGCAACGGCUCCAUUCCCAUCGAGAAAGUCACACAUAUUGUUUCCAACACCAUCAAUUUUGAGCAGUAUACCGAGUCACAGGCGAUCAUGAUUCCGGUAGUAUCAGAUCACUGGAUUUCGACCUCGGUUCUGCGGCGAAAAACGGUCCAAGUCAGACCGUUCUCUCCAGACCCCCGCAUGAUCUUUGCCGAAAUUGUCGUAACAUGUGCGGAUUUGCCACUUCUCGACAAAGAGAGCAUUCUGGGAGCCACUAUGGCACUUGGAGGACAAGAAUCAAAAGAUGCGACGAGAUUGACGACACACAUUUGUGCUUUGAGCAUGGAUGCAGAAAAGGUACAAUCGGCCCUGAGCAAUAAAUUCAAGGGCAAAAUUGUUUUACCGCACUGGUUCGAUGCCUGCUUCAAGCUAGGCAAAAGGAUAGACGAAGGGCCGUAUCUUCUCCCGGAUCCUGAAAUUUUGAAGAAGACGAGUGAGGACGACGUUGAUAUUCCCACAAACAAGAACCUAGUGGGAGCAACAUCCGUCAACCCUGAGUUUUUACCUAUUCCUGCGGGCAGCAAAACUUCAAGAGUUCCGGCUACGGUGUUCCAAGACAAAGCGGUCAUGUUGGCCGCGGAUCUGAACAUCACCGCACGCCUAACAAAAGCAAUUAGGGACAUUGUUCAGACGGGAGGGGGAAGAUUGGUGCAUACUGUUGAGAACUGUGACAUCUAUGUCUGCCAGUAUCGCGACGGAGAUGACUACGUCCAGGCAGCGCAGUCUUGCAAGGAAGUUGGCAGUCUAUCGUGGUUUUACUCGCUCAUUGUGAAUAACCAGUGGCAAAAUCCUCUCCACCGACUUUUGCACUAUCCUGUUCCCCGGAAUGGCAUCCCCGGUUUCAAGGACCUUCGCAUCACGAUUUCCAACUACGGUGGCGAAGCGCGCAUCUAUCUAGAGAAUCUUGUCAGAGCCUGCGGCGCCGAGUUUACAAAAACAAUGAAGUCAGACAACACCCAUUUGCUCACUGCGCGCGAUUCUAGUGAGAAAUGCAAAGCAGCUCCGGAAUGGGGGGUUGCCGUUAUCAAUCACCUAUGGAUUGAAGAGAGUUACGCCAAGUGCGAACUCAAGCCCAUCAAUAUCCCAAAAUACAACCACUUCCCCCCAAGAACGAAUCUAGGCGAGAUUAUCGGGCAGACGUUUUUAGACGAGUCGAGGAUCAAGGACUUGUUCUACCCAGGCGGCGAGGAGAAGAUGUCACUCAGCGCGAAGAGGAAGAGGAAGAUUCUGGAGGCGGCUGAGGAUAAUGCCUAUCAUAAGGGCCCUGCGGAAGGCCUUGUCGUUGGCCGGGUGAAGGAUUUUGAUGUGAGAAGGGAUGAUGAAGAGAAUCAAGAGCCGUCGUCCGGAAAUUCAAGGAAGGCUACAGCUGUGGAAACGCCUGUACGAUCUCGCCGUUUUGAAUCCGGCAAAGAGAACGACACGCCACCUGCCAUGUCAACUGGUGGUCGUAGCGCCAAAGCAAAGGCGAGAGAUAUGCUGCAGCACAUUGCACCCGACAUUGCUUUGUACGAGAAAGAGAAGAAGAGGCACAGCAAAGGUGGCGCGCCAUGGGGUGGAAAACGAGCCGCUGACAUGGCGGACAAGGAAAAGGACAGCAAGGCUAGCACCAGUCCGAAGCACACACACGAGGACGCGGAUGAGGAGGGCACUAAGAGGCCGUCUAAGAAGCAACGGCCGUCGUUGCCAGAUGUGCAGAUGAGGCUAGUGGUCACCGGCUACACUGACUGGGUAGGGGACAGCAAGAGGGAGGACCACGAUCGUAGAAAAAUGCGAGCCCUCGGAAUUCACGUUGUGCCGGAGGGCCAGUCUUGUGACUACCUGGUUGCUCCUCAUGUGGUUCGUACCGUCAAGUUUCUCUGCGCACUGGCUCGCGGAGCGGUUGUUCUCUCAUCGGAGUUCAUCGACAAGGUGCUCGAAACUGGAGAUGUGCCCAAUGUAGAUGAUUUCAUUCUGCAAGACAGGGAUGCGGAGAGCAGAUACAACUUCAAGCUCGAAAGGUCAAUGGCGCGAGCAAAGGCAAACAGGGGCAGGCUGCUCCAAGGAGUGCCUAUCUACUGCAUGGAAAAUGUUCGCAAUGGAUCGCAAGGCUAUCAAGCCAUUGCGGAAGCUAAUGGAGCCAUCUUUAAACUUUACCGCGCACGAAGCGGCACAACCAUCAAGCCAACAACCGCAGAAGAGGACGGCUACGCCAAACCCGAUCCAGUUUAUCUGAUUGCCAGCAAUGAUUCUGGCGACAAGCAAUUGUGGACACGGUUCAGGGCCAUGGCUGAGAAGGGUAAUAUGGAGCCCAGAAUUGUUGACCCGGACUGGCUGUUGGAUGUGGCCAUGGCACAGGAGGUUCGUUUUGAUGAACAGUUCUUGGCUGAGAAUUGUGAUGCAAACGGAAGCUUGUAA